Molecule: messenger RNA, 1577 nt
Organism: Rhincodon typus (whale shark)
Lineage: Eukaryota; Metazoa; Chordata; Chondrichthyes; Orectolobiformes; Rhincodontidae
Gene: cdkn3
Product: cyclin-dependent kinase inhibitor 3
Exons: 8
Coding region: 848-1492 (214 amino acids)
Biological process (GO): protein dephosphorylation
Cellular component (GO): nucleus
Molecular function (GO): protein tyrosine phosphatase activity
Source: RefSeq, a predicted model, not a curated record
CGUAUUUGUGAACGGGGUAAGUGAGAGACACUUAGACAACUACAUAGGGAGGCAGAUAGACAUAGGUGAAUACAUAAAGAGAGAGAUAGUUACAUGCAUAUGGACAUAGAGAGAGAGAGAGAUACGUACAUACAUACAGGAAUAACAGAGAGAGACUGAGAGCGAGGGGAAAAGAAAUACAGAGACUGACUGACUGAGUGAGAGAGAGAGAGGGCAGAUAGAUACAGGAGUCCCAGACAGAAACAGACAGACAGACAACAAUAGUGAUACAGAGAGAGAAACUUAAACAGAAUGAUACGGCAAUUACAGAGAGAGACAGACAUGGACAGAUACACGUUGGAGGCAGAGUUAUAGAGAGACCAGAUAGAUAUUGGUGUUACGGGAGCAGAUACAGGACAGGAGUGAAAAAGAAGGGGGAGCCGAUACAGCACAGAAGUUAGAGAGAGAAGUCAGAUAUAGGACAGAAGUUAGAGCAUUUACAGGGCAAGUGUUGGAGAUGCAUGGCUGGAAUUAGAGACACAGAAAUAGGAUAGAAAUUUGACACGGGGCACAGCCGAAGGUCAUAUACAUGAAAAAAAAAUAGACAGAGGAUUAAAAAAAUGUAUGACAAGAGAUGAAGCAUCCGGAAAACACAGCAGAGAUGUAGAAAAUGCACAACAGGAGAUACAGGUAAUAGAGCACUAGAAGACAACGGGAGGUAGAGUUAGAGCAAGGAGAUUUCGGGGGACAGUCUGCAAGAGGUAGAGAUAGGAAUAAGGAGUCAACAAUAUAUUGAGAAAAAAAACAAUAACAUAGAGCGGGAUACAGUACGUUUGUGUUUUGGCAUAGUGCAAGAAGCUGACAAGGCAUGGUGAACCUGACUGGCACAAUGAGAACAAGCGAAUUUGACUCUUCAGAUGAGGACUGUGAAGAACAGCAUCAAUUGCCAUUGCAAGUAUCUUGGUUGGCUUUAUCAGUGGUGAACUGCCACCAGUUCCUUGGAAUCUGUGCAUUGCCAGGUUGUAAAUUUAAAGAUGUAAGAAGAAAUCUUCAGAAAGAUUUAGAAGAGCUCAAGAAUCACGACAUACAGGAUGUAUUUGUGUUCUGUACCAAAGGAGAGAUGGUGAAAUACAGGGUUCCAGGCUUGUUGGAAUCAUACGAGCAACAUGGAUUCAAGGUGUAUCAUUACCCUUUCCCCGAUGGUAGUGUUCCAGAUAUUGCUAACUGUUGGAAAAUUCUGGAAGAGUUGAGAAUUUGCUUGGAAAAUGCGAAAAGGAUCCUUAUCCAAUGUUACGGAGGCCUUGGACGUUCAUGUCUAAUUGCAGCAUGUCUUCUACUUCAGUUGUCCGAUACUAUGUUACCAGAAGAAGCAAUUGGCUACCUUCGUGAACUAAGAGGAGCUGCAGCAAUACAAACAGUGAAGCAAUACAACUAUUUGCAUGAUUUUCGGGAUAACGUGGCAACAUACCUGGCAACAAAAGACGACGCUGCAGCCCGAUCAGUGUCAAGAUAGGAAAAAGAAAGCAGAACUUUCAGGCUGUAGAUUGUAAUUGUUUGUAAAUCGAUUAUAUAUAAAUUUUACAAUUACCUGACCUCGA